Messenger RNA from Clonostachys byssicola, 567 nucleotides. The record is from the annotation of a GenBank genome assembly. Lineage: Eukaryota; Fungi; Ascomycota; Sordariomycetes; Hypocreales; Bionectriaceae.
AUGCUUUCAUACAAGACUCUUUUGAUAACAAUUCUUGGUAGCCUGGUAUAUGCAAUUCCGUUUAACGCACCAGACGAGCCCUUCUUCUCGCCAUCUCAAGUGUGGCUAUACGGUGCAUCCAGCGGCCGAACUGCCCCUACCUCCACCGGUAUGGUAUCCAAGGCCUCCACAUCUGGAGGCCGAGCCACCGUCACUACUCUCCUCACAUUCAUGUACCCACCAGAAGUUGAUGGAUUGAAGUGUCGAUUCGGGUUUGACCUGGAUCUGAACUCCACUGUUAAAGGUAGCGCCAAGCUUGACCUCUUCUACAGCAUCAGGCCGCUAACAUCGAACUACACUGUCUACUGGAGCCGCGGUAAUCAGCGGGGCGUCCAGCUCGGCCGUCUCUCUGUUUCUCCUGGCGCUUCUGCGACAUGGGAUGCGACGUAUAAUGAGUACCUGACGGAGAAGACCGAUUGCAAAGCCCCUGGGACAGUUGAAGGGUUUGAGCUAGUCGGGGUUUAUGAUAAUGAUUUCGUUACGUGGGAUCCUUCCAAAUCAGGCCUGAGAAUUAUUUAUACGUCUUGA